AAGUUGGGGCCCCGGCUCCAGGAUCUGAAGCCUGUUCCACGCACCCGAGACUCCUCCCUGCCGCAUUCGCCCGUCCUUGUCGGAAAUAGGGAAGAAGCUGACUUUGAACUCGGGAGCGGUGUUUUCUCCGGCCACCGGGGGAUGCGCCCCCCACGGUGCGCCCUCAGCGCACACCUGGGCACUGCCCGCCCCCGGGGAGCAGCGCGGCCCUUUGUACCCGCCUCCAGCUCCUCGGAAGAGGGCAUUUGUGCCCCAAGACAGCGAGGCGGCCCCCCGGGGGCUGGGCCCAGAGCCGGACCCCAGCAGAUUUGUGCACCUUCUUGGAUAUCCAGGUGUCACCCCUCACUAUAUGUCACUGGCUCCGGAAUGACUUUUCUGAGCCUGCUCAUGGACAGAAACAACCUCAGAAUGUGGAAAAUCCAGAUGGCCAUUCUGACCAAACAACCUCCUGAUGCCUGACCGGCCUGUGGGAACCACCCAGUCCAGCAAGUGUCUGUCUUCAGGCACUUUCAUUGAUAGGACACUUUCAUUGACAUGGAGUCCACAGCCUUCCCUCUGAAUCUGACCCUGAAAGUGGAGGAAAGGGAAGAAGAGAUUCAGAGCCCAGAACUGGAGGAUGGCUCCACAGACAUGCAGAAGGUCCGCAUCUGCUCAGAGGGCUCAUGGGUGCCAGCCCUGUUUGAUGAGGUGGCCAUCUACUUCUCCGACGAGGAGUGGGAAGUUCUGACGGAGCCACAGAAGGCCCUGUACCAGGAGGUCAUGAGGAUGAACUACGAGACUGUGCUGUCACUGGAAUUCCCGUUCCCGAAGCCAGACAUGAUCUCUCGGCUGGAUGGGGAGGAGGAAUCUCAGAAUUCGGACCGAUGGCCACUCCCAGGAGGAAGCUUCGCAGGUACUGCGGUCAAACUGACCCAGCACCCAUCGAGUGGGAGCUUCACCAAGCAGGAAAACGAAGAGGCUGAUGUCAAGCCCCCAGACUGGGCAGGCCCGAUGCACUCCGCGUCCCCAUUUCCCCCGCCGCAGCCCCUGGACGGCUUUGGCCUCCGCCUGCCUCGGGACAUCGCCGAGCUGCCUGAGUGGAGCGAGGGGUACCCCUUCUACAUGGCCAUGGGCUUUCCGGGGUACGAUAUCUCGGCCGAUGAGCUGGCCGCCAAGUUCCAGUUCAGCCGAGGCAUGCGCCGCAGUUACGAUGCGGGGUUCAAGUUGAUGGUGGUGGAGUUCGCUGAGAGCACCAACAACUGCCAGGCGGCCAAGCAGUUUGGUGUGCUGGAAAAGAAUGUUCGAGACUGGCGCAAGGUCAAGCCGCAGCUGCAGAACGCCCAUGCCAUGCGGCGGGCUUUCCGAGGCCCCAAGAACGGGCGCUUCGCUCUGGUGGACCAGCGCGUGGCCGAGUACGUCCGGUACAUGCAGGCCAAAGGGGACCCGAUCACCAGGGAGGCCAUGCAGCUGAAAGCCCUCGAGAUCGCCCAGGAAAUGAACAUUCCAGAGAAAGGGUUCAAGGCGAGCUUGGGCUGGUGUCGCAGGAUGAUGCGACGGUAUGACCUGUCGCUGAGGCAUAAGGUGCCCGUGCCCCAGCAGCUGCCCGAAGACCUGACGGAGAAACUCGUCACUUACCAGCGCAGCGUCCUGGCCCUGCGCAGGGCGCACGACUACCAGGUGGCUCAGAUGGGCAAUGCGGAUGAGACGCCAAUCUGUUUGGAGGUGCCCUCCAGGGUGACUGUGGACAACCAGGGCGAAAAGCCUGUCUUGGUCAAGACGCCCGGCAGGGAGAAGCUGAAGAUCACAGCGAUGCUGGGGGUCCUGGCCGAUGGCAGGAAACUGCCUCCCUACAUCAUUUUGAGGGGCACGUACAUCCCCCCCGGGAAGUUCCCCAGCGGGAUGGAGAUUCGCUGCCACCGCUACGGCUGGAUGACGGAGGACUUGAUGCAGGACUGGCUGGAGGUGGUCUGGAGGCGGAGGACGGGCGCCGUGCCCAAGCAGCGCGGGAUGCUGAUCUUGAACGGCUUCCGGGGCCACGCCACAGACUCGGUGAAGAGCUCCAUGGAGAGCAUGAACACCGACAUGGUCAUCAUCCCGGGCGGCCUGACCUCGCAGCUGCAGGUGCUGGACGUGGUCGUGUACAAGCCGCUCAACGACAGUGUGCGGGCCCAGUACUCCAACUGGCUUCUGGCGGGGAACCUGGCGCUCAGCCCCACCGGCAACGCCAAGAAGCCGCCCCUCGGGCUCUUCCUGGAGUGGGUCAUGGUCGCGUGGAAUAGCAUCUCGAGCGAGUCCAUCGUCCAGGGGUUCAAGAAGUGCCACAUCUCCAGCAGCCUGGACGAGGAGGACGACGUCCUGUGGGAGAUCGAGGGCGAGCUGUCGGGCGGAGGGGAGCUGCCCCCCGAGAGCAGGACAGAGAGCAACUGACGCACCACCAAGGUAACCGCCGCGAGCACCGCUGUCUCGCCGAGCACCGUGCUG
Molecule: messenger RNA, 2460 nt
Organism: Miniopterus natalensis
Lineage: Eukaryota; Metazoa; Chordata; Mammalia; Chiroptera; Miniopteridae
Source: RefSeq, a predicted model, not a curated record